This is a messenger RNA of Talaromyces stipitatus ATCC 10500, 1191 nucleotides long. RefSeq names its product ubiquitin C-terminal hydrolase 37. Lineage: Eukaryota; Fungi; Ascomycota; Eurotiomycetes; Eurotiales; Trichocomaceae. The transcript has 6 exons. Bases 1 to 1191 code for a protein of 396 amino acids. Gene Ontology annotation, biological process: protein deubiquitination; ubiquitin-dependent protein catabolic process. The record is from RefSeq and is a predicted model, not a curated record. Gene Ontology annotation, cellular component: cytoplasm. Gene Ontology annotation, molecular function: cysteine-type deubiquitinase activity.
AUGAGAUACCGUACCAAAAGAAGACGCCUCAAUAGCGACGCAAGCCCAAUUCCAGAGACCAUUAUUGAUAAGAGCUCGUGGAAUGGCUUCUGUGAGAUUGAAUCCGAACCAGCUUUCUUCAAUGUUAUGCUACGAGAAUUCGGGGUUGAGGGCGUGAAGGUUCAAGAAGUGGUUUCUCUGGAUAAGGAGAUGAUUGAAUUACUACCUAAACCGGUUUAUGGUGUGAUAUUCCUGUUUCGCUGGCAUGAGGACAAUCCGGAGAAGCAAGAGGCGAGCUGUCCUGACGGCCUGUGGUUUGCUAAUCAGACGGCCGAUAAUGCCUGUGCAAGCGUGGCUCUGCUGAAUAUUGUCAACAACAUCGACAAUAUCUCGCUAGGGGACACUCUUGCCAGCUUCAAGGAAUUCACAAUGCCCUUCACGCCUGCAUUAAGGGGCGAUGCUAUAGCCAACUUUGAGUUCAUUAAGAGGAUUCAUAACUCAUUUGCGCGUUCCAUGGACAUUCUAAACUCUGAUUUAUCGCUCAAGAACGAGGCCACUGCUAGCCGGUCAAACCGCCAAAAUGAUAAUAGUGCCUCCAACGAAGCUGCUUAUCAUUUCAUUGCAUUUGUGCCGGCGCUGGGCCGAGCGUGGAAGUUCGAUGGACUGGAGCGUCAGCCCCAAGAUCUCGCAUCCUGCACUGAUGGCGAUUGGCUUGAACAAGUUCGCUCCCAUCUCGUAACUAGAAUGACAGAGUACGAAGAGGACCAAAUAGAAUUCUCGGUCCUGAGUCUGGUGCGCGAUCCUCUCAGGGAUCUCACUGAGCAAUUAGCUCGGAACGUGAAGAGUUUACAGAGCAUAAAGCACCGGCUAAACGAGUCUCAGAUUGACGACAUAAAGGCAGUCCUGGGCACCCAUGACUUUGAUGGCGUUCUUUUAGAGGCUAAUCUAGCGUUGGGACUUACAGAGCAGUGUCUGAUAGACUUGAAAGUUCCAGAAACUGAGAAUUGUAGCGGCGAUCAUGACCUACCUCAGGAAUAUGUCCGGCUCGCCAACAACCAACAGGGCCUUAGGAGGUCUAUUCUAGAGGAGAUACAGCUUCGUCGCGAUGAAGACGCGUUUGCGGAGGGAAAGAGACAUGAUUAUUCGUCUGCGAUGGAGUACUGGGCUCGGGCAUUGGCUCAUAAGGGUGUUGUCAAGGAGUUACUCAGCUAA